Molecule: messenger RNA, 8976 nt
Organism: Parus major (Great Tit)
Lineage: Eukaryota; Metazoa; Chordata; Aves; Passeriformes; Paridae
Product: protein ELYS-like
Exons: 25
Coding region: 136-5604 (1822 amino acids)
Source: RefSeq, a predicted model, not a curated record
CGCCGCCAGCGCCUGGGGCCGUGUCCCGCGCAUUUGAAAAUUCCCGCGGAGGUUCGCUGCGGCUCUCGCGAGAACUCCUCCCGCCCCCCCAUCCCGUCCCGCCCCCCGCGCGGCGGGUGAGCGAGCGAGUGAAGAAUGCGAGACCUAACGGCUCAGGUAACGAGCAGUCUGCUGCAGUUUCCAGAGGUGACUGUUGAGGCACUUGGGGAAGAUGAGAUCACCCUAGACUCUGUGCUGUGUGGGAAGUUUUCUGGAGGCAGAAGUGGCCUGGCGUGGCUGGCGUGUGGUCCCCAGCUGGAGGUGGUGAACUCAGUGACAGGAGAGCGUCUCUCUGCGUAUCGCUUCAGCGGAGUGAACGAGCAGCCUCCCACUGUUCGUGUGGUGAAGGAGUUUUCUUGGCAGAAGAGGACUGGGCUCCUGGUUGGCUUGGAGGAAGCAGAGGGAAGUGUUCUCUGUCUGUACGACCUUGGGAUCUCAAGAGUGGUUAAAGCAGUUGUUCUUCCAGGAAGGGUGACGGCCAUCGAACCCAUCAGCAACGACGGCGGAGCCAGCGUGAGCACCCGGCACCUGCAUCAGAGUCUGCGAUGGCUCUUUGGAGUGGCAGCAGUGGCCACAGACGUUGGCCAUGUCCUUCUGGUUGACCUUUGUUUGGAUGAUUUGUCUUGCAGUCAGAAUGAAGUAGAAGCGUCAGAUCUCGAAGUUGUCACUAGAAUUCCUGCUGAAGUUCCACAAAGAAGAGAAGCUGUGACCAGAGAAGGGAGGCAUCUCUGUUUUCAAUUACGAAGUCCUUCAGGAACAGCAGUAUCAACCCUGUGCUACAUAAGCAGAAGCAACCAGCUCGUUGUGGGUUUUUCUGAUGGCUACUUGUCACUAUGGAACAUGAAAACUUUGAAGAGGGAGCACCACUCCCAGCUUGAAGGAGGAAGGAUUCCUGUCUAUGCAGUUACUUUUCAAGAGCCUGAGAAUGAUCCCCGCAAUUGUUGCUAUUUGUGGGCUGUUCAGUCUACACAACAAAGUGAAGGUGAUGUUGUGAGUUUACAUCUGUUGCAGUUAGCAUUUGGUGACAGAAAACGCCUGGCAUCAGGACAAGUCAUGUACGAGGGUUUGGAAUACUGUGAUGAAAGGUACAAUUUAGAUCUCACUGGUGGAAUCUUUCCCAUGAGAGGGCAGACCAGCAAUACUAAAUUACUCAGCUGUCAAACCAUAGAAAAAUUUCGCAACCAUGCUGACAGAGAGGAUAGCGUUAAUGAAGUAAUCUCUCCUGACACCAGUGUAUCAAUCUUCAGUUGGCAAGUGAAUACCUAUGGUCAGGGAAAGCCAUCUACUUAUUUGGGUGUGUUUGACAUCAAUCGCUGGUAUCAUGCUCAAAUGCCAGACUCACUGAGGCCAGAAGAAUUCCUUCAUGAUUGCCCCUAUUUUGCACUGUGGUCACUGGAUCCUGUAAUAAGCAUGACUUCUCCAAACCUCAUUUUGGAUAUUCUGGUACACGAGCGUAGUCUAAGUCGGGGGGUUCCUCCUUCUUAUCCACCGCCUGAACAGUUUUUUAAUCCAAGCACCUAUAAUUUUGAUGUGACAUGCUUGCUCAACUCGGGAAUUGUUCACAUGACUUGCACCGGCUUCCAGAAGGAGACCCUGAAGUUUUUGAAGAAAUCUGGUCCUUUAAUAAGUGAAGCCAUUCAUGACAGCUACACUCGGUGUCUUGUAGCUGGCUUGCUGUCUCCAAGACUGGUUGAUGUCCAGCCAUCCAGUCUGAGUCAGUCUUGCUUUACACGUUUCCUUUGUCAGAAUGAUCGUGAUCCUCGCUUGAGAGAGAGAGCAGUUGCCAGAAAUUCUCUGUUAGACCAAUAUGGCAAGAUCCUUCCCACAGUUCAAAGGAAGCUGGCAGUAGAGCGAGCCAAGCCGUACCGUUUGCCUUCGUCGGUCUUAAGAGAAGUCCCAAGGCCAAAGCCUUUAUCCACAGCAACAAGGCAAACUAAUGCAGGAAAUGUACAUACAAGAGCAACUUUCAUCAGUAAAGUGUUGUCCAAAAUUGGCGAAGUAUGGUUAGGAAAUGAGCAGAAAACAAAUAUCUCACUAUGUGAUAGUCCUAGAGCUACAGAGCCAGCAGUCAGUACUCAUCCUCUCCCUGCUGCUGAGUUGCCUGAUGCAUUUCUUGGGACACCUAUUACUAAACUUUCUCAAAAGUGUUCAAGGUUGCUGGAUUUGGUGGUUCGUCCUGUUCCUUCCCGCGCUGAGGCACAGGAGGGGAACUGGCAGUCUCCGUGCAGGGCUUCUACUUCUUCUGUGACAUCCAGCCCCCUGAGAUCAAAUACACAUCGCUCCAGCUCCCAAAAGAAUCUGCGAAGGGCAUCAGAGUUGAAUUUACUGGAAACUCCUCUUGUGGUCAAGAGAGCUAAAGUUUUGGCCACAUCUUCUGGUUUUCCUGGGUUUACUCCUCAGUCUAUUCUCAGGUCCAGCCUUCGCACUACACCCCUAGCAACUCCCUCUGCAUCCCCAGGACGAUCAGUUACUCCUCCUCUACGAGCAAAGGAACCUAGAAUAUCUUUCAGGGAAGAGAGCUCACAUGCUAAGUGGACUGUCGGGGUGACAGAAGAUGAUAAAGCACUAUUUGGAGCUUCAUCUGAGCAUCAUCAUGGUUUGGUGGAGGAUGCUUGGUCUGAAAGUAGAACUAAACCAGCUCUGUUUAAUCUGAGCAAUCCUGGGUAUGAUCAUGCUGAAUUACAGGAGUCUUUAGAAAGCAUGCCUGGAGAUGAUAUGGAGAAGGUGGAUGUCAGCAAGGAAAAUAGUAAUUUCUCUGUCAGAUCAGACCAGACUACUUUGGAGUAUCAUGAUGCAAAAUCACCUGGUGAUUUUGAGGAUGAUGUCAUCUUUAUAGCUGCUAAACCAGCUAAUUCUUCCACUGAAGAAACUGUUGAUGUUCAAGAAAUGGAGAAAGAAGAAGAAAGUGAAAUGGUUGAAGAUAAACCUUUCCAAAUGAAACAACUAGAUCCUUCAGGACGAAGAAAAGAAGCAGGAUUUGUGGAAGAAUCAAAUGCUGAAUGUCAUACCCCUCCUGAGCAUAAGUUGGUUUUUAAAGCUGCUGAGGCUGCAACUUCUGGUGCUGGAAAUGAAGGUGAAACAACCUACCAGAAGUCUGAAGUGACUUCUUCAUCAGAAGAAAAAGGUAUACUGAUUGCAACAAACCCACAACUCGCUGAUUCGCCGGAGGCAGACAGUGAAUCUGUGAUAAGUAUCCUUGACAGUGAGGAGAUGGUCAGUACUCCAUCUGAAAAUCGCCUUGAGGGCAAGUGUGUGGAUUUACCUGAAGAACGUAACCCUGAAGCAGCUGAAGUUGAAGAAGUCCCUGUUUCUAACAGUCCACCAAAAACUGAGGAAAUUAAUGUUAUAGAAGAUACCCCAGAACCAGCACCUGAAACAUCACCAUAUAGUGAGCUAGAUCCAUCAAGUGAUCUUCAUUAUAGCUAUGAAAAUAUAGAGCAACAGUUUGCGUGUGAUUUGCGUGAUAACAAAGACAGUGAAUGUGAUGCAGCUGAGGGAGAUGGAGACCUUUUUCUAUCUCAGAGUAAUUUUACCUUAGUUUUGGAAGGAGAAGAAGGGGAAGCAGAGAUGGGAGACCCUACAUCAGUAGAAGCUUCUAAACCAGAUGACGCAACAAGAGAAGAAAAGCCUGUGACUAAUUUAGGAAAUACUGAAAGCCAGGAACAUGUUACAAACUCAGUGUCCACUGUAACUGGUGAUCAGGAACCUCAAAAUAUUGCAGAGUCACUCCCAUAUGUGCCUGAACCUAUUAAGGUUGCCAUUGCUGAGAACUUACUGGAUGUAAUCAAAGACACGAGAAGUAAAGAAUUUACAUCUGAAGUUGUAGAACAAUCUAUUCAUGAAACCAUAGGUAGAAAGGUAACUAGGUUCCAGAAGGCAAAAACUCCCUUAACGCCUGUGCUAGAAGCAGAGGGAGAGGAAACCAGCAGACAUCAUUAUGGUAUUGCUCCUAGAACACGCACAAGGGGACAGCUGAAUAGAAGUCUGAAUGUUCUGUCAGCAGGCACUCAGCAGCUCCUGAAGACAGACAGCCCAGCUCUGCUUGGACUGUCUCCUCGGAGAAGUACCAGGCGAACAAAAGAAGCAUCUGAGACUCUCAGACUCCAAACAGAGGAAAAUGCUCAAGAGGAGCAAAUACCUGUGACGCCUGUUACUCCUAGGAGAGGUAGGAAACCUAAACUGUCCAAUUUAGAAAAAACAGAAAGCAGCCAUUCUGAUGGGCAAACAUUGUCUGACAGUACGGGGCCUGUUACUCCCAGAAGAGGAUUAAGGAGAGCAAAGGAAGCUGCAUCUGAACUCCAAGAAGAGGCUAAUGAGGAAACGCCUCUUGCUGAAGGCAGCAUUAUUGCUUCUUUCACUUCCAGAAGGACUAAAGGAGGAAAAAGUUUAGCUGGAAAUCCAGAAACUGGCAAGAUUGACACUGAUCAUAAAGUAAAAACAGCAGUCAGUCCUAGUAGAAGUGCAAGAAAACUGAAAAGCUUUAAUUUACAGUUUACUGAAGAUACUGUCAAGGAUCAACAGGUGCAGCUUAGUGACCAACUCCUUUUACCUGUGCAAAGUAAAAGAGGCAGAAGAAGAAAGAUUAGUUCAUCAGAAGUUUCAGAAAAUUCUGAUCUUGAUGUGUCUAAAUCAUCGCUUCCUCAAACAGAAUUUAAACUUCCUGUCACGCCUAGAAGAAGUGCUAGGAAGGCAGCACAGAACCUCUUGGCAGACCCAGAGUCUACCUCUUCUCAGGAAGACAUACAUUCAGGUGUGAAAGUAGAAGUCCUUGGUACUCCUAAGAGAAGAACUAGAAGAAUGCCACACGAGAAUCCAGAAAAAAUGGAUACUCAUGAGCAAACUCUUGCAGAGCCAAGUGAGGAGACAACCACACCCAGGACGACAGUAAGGACAGGGCGUCGGGGCAGGAAGAGGAGGUCAAUGUCUGAGGAGACCUCCCAAGGAUCUGGUGGCAGUCCUUUGCUGCUUGAAGACAUAAAUCCCUCAGGACGGGAUCAGACAUCAAGAGCUAAGACAGAUCGUGUUACAAGAACCAGAUCCCGAAGGACUGCCGUCUAUCAGAAAGAGUCUGUUGAGGAAAAUGAGGCUUUCCUUUUCUCUCCUCCUCUGACAAAGCUGACAAAGAAAUUUGAAGCUGGAAAAACAGACCAUCCUAUCCAGUUUAAGGACUUAGACCCAGAUUUGUCUUCUCAAUUUGUCUUUUCACCCCCUCUUUUGAGGUCAAGGAGAAAAAAUGUAUCUAGCAUUUCCCGAAUUGUGAAAGAAACAGAGCUUCCAGCUAAAGAGGAAGAGGAUAUCAAAUCCAUAGAGUCUGGGGGCAAGCAAAAAUUGAAGAGAGGUAGAACUCCAAAAUCAAAAAUGAAGAAAACAAGCAAAACCACAAAAGAAGGUUCUUGGUCACCUCCACCAGUCGAAAUAAAAUUCAUCUCUCCUUUUGGAAGUCCAGUGGAUGGAACAAAAACCAAACAGAAAGAAACUACAGAUGCAGCAGGGAAGACCCUAAGAAAGAACAAAAAAAGACUGUCUAAUUUUCCAAAGCCAGUUGUGCGCCGGAAGAUGCUGUAACUGUUUUUUUAAGUUUAUAAUGUACACCACUGUUUGUAAAGUCAUCAAAAUUGUGUGAAUUAGUAAAAAGAAGAAAAAUCAUCUAAUUUGGAAGAGAUAAUUUAUAUAAAUUAUUGUAAAAUUUCAUAAAAAAAUGGUCUUCAGUAAGUAACUCCAUAUGGAGUGUGAUUUCCUCAGUCAAUGCAGUUUUCUAUUUUAUAUUAAGACUUCAUACAUUUAUAUAAUAUGUAAAUACAGCUUAUUUUAGGAAUGUUAAAUAAAAUGUAUACUUCACAAUGUGCUUACUGUCUGAUAGCUUUUUGAGGGAAUACUGGGUUGAACGACCUGUAUUGCUCAGAACUUUUAAUGUUGGUUUGUGGGAGUUACAGACUCUCAAAAGUGAUUCCAAAAUCUUUUUAAAGGUUUGUUUAGAAUUCCUAUAACAAGUAAACAUUUUAAACAUACUAGUUUUAAUUUUAAAAUUAUGUUUGACCUUCUGGCACAAGUAAUUGGACUUACAAUACAAACUGGUAAUUCCUUAUGUUCAUGGUUAAGUUGUACUGUAUUGAAGUCAGAAUGUAAACAAUUGUGUUUUAAGCUGUGCAAUAUUUUUUUUUGUAAUUGUCUUAAACUUUGGGAAAGCUGCUCUUUAGUUCAUAAAACCAGAUCACACCUCAGAUGUGUCAUUACUUCUUAAAAUUUGUUGUUAGCAAAAAGUUAACUGUACAGAUGGUGUGAUGCUUACAAUAGCAUAUCAGAUUUAAAGGGAUACUACCCAGAUACUUUGAAAUUUGAGACAAAAUUAUUUUCGUAAUACAACUGCUUCUAUAAUUGAAAUACUUGUUGUCUGUAAACAUGCUUCACAGUAUUUGAAACCUGCAUAUUACAGCACUGAAAACCUGAUGGUAAAACCUAUAUAAUAGUCUGAAAAAGGUACAAAAAUGUACAGAAAUCUCAGUUACAAACCAUAUUUUUGAAUAAUUAUUUCAUUAACAGUCUUGGGUUAAGGAGUAUAUGUCCCUAUAAAGUUUCAAUUUGUAUAAUAAAGUGACAAACCUAUUCUUUUAAAAGCAGACAUGGAAGUACUAUUUUGAUGUGCAGUCUUUUAGACAAUGGAUUAUUUUUCUGUAUGUUAAUUUAUAUAUGGAUGCAACUUUGAAGACUACAGAAUGGUGGAACCUGAUAUUAAACUUUUCAAUUAGUAAAAACUACAGUUAUUUUAAGACAUAAAUUAUUUAUUAGCUAAUAGCUUGUACAUAGUGAAUGAAUGUAUUAAUAACAAACUGAGCUUGUGUAAGAAUAUUGUUCUGGGGCCAUGAUUUUUCUGUCUCAGAACUGAUCAUUAUAGAGAAGCAAUUGCAUGCAUUUGAAUAUUCAUUUUUCUCCUUGGGAAAGUUCAUGACUGAAUGAAAGCUUGAAAAAAAAAAAAAAAGUCAAAUGUUUAAAAUGUGAAAGUGGCAGUAAAUUGAGACCUGUGAGUCAGUUAGUAAUUAUUUUCUCUCUGUAUUUUGUAUUUGAAUAACUAUAAAUAUGGUCCAAAAGGAGAGGGGAGGGAAGUUUAGCAAUAUUUUUUUAUAUUCACAUUGCACAGACGUAUAGCACAGUGAAUAGCUCAGAAAAUGGGGUAGAAGGUCAAUUUUUCAAAAUUGGAAUAGAGUACAGAUGGAAAACCUUUUUUGUAGUGUGCAAGAGUAUUUGAAAAAUACUGUGAAAUGGAAUUGACUGAUGGAAUGCUAGUGAAGAUUGCUUAAUAGGGUUUUAACAGAUUUCUGUAAUUUAUACUUAUAUAUAUGUAUAUUUUUUGGUAUGAAAACUAGAACAGAUGAAAAUUUAGUAUUGGCUGAUUUUUAUUAGUUUUUGGCAUCUAUUUUAUUUAUACCUCAGCUAAAAUAUCCUCAUUUGUCUGUGCUUAGGAAUAAAGCAAGCAAUAGCAAAAGACAAUUAGAUUUAAUAACUUCCUAAAGGUUUGCAAUUUUCCAGUGACUUUUAACUUUAAAAGAGUUUUAAUUAUGUGUUGAAACCUUUUACUCUUUUUUUUAUAACUUGGAUUCAGUGCAUACUUCUCCAGUGCUGACCAGUGGCCCCGAGGAGCAGUUUAAAAAGGAGCAUGAGCAUAAUGUGUAACAAGGAGUGGGAGCUGAGAAAUUUGAAGAAUGUAGAAGGAAAUGGAAGCAAAACCAGAUAUUGUGACUGUUUAGAGCCUGAGAAAAGGAAUAUGCUGGGGAAUGGUGUUAAGGCACCAGCUCAAGGAUGGGUUUAUAAUGGAGGGAAGAAAAGACUUUGUGUUUGCCACACGUGUGAAAGAUGAGUGGAAAAGAUUUGUAGAUGUUUGCACAUAGAUCUGAGAGGGACAGAAUAGUAGUAGUAGUGCCAGAGAAGGGCAGGAGGGGCCUGUGAGAGGUGGGAUGCAUCAUGGUGGUAGAUAAACAGCUGUGGGGGCAUAGAGCUGUGAUUUUCUUGCAAACAAAGUGGAAAUUUCAGAGGAGCUACAGCUCAUUGCUAAAUAGAAUGUUCUGAAGUUUUUCUAUAGGAAAGUAAUUGUUUGAAGGGUGUUAUAUCCCCUAAUGAAGUGCUGGAUGGCUAAAAGCUGAAGCCAGAUUAUGCAUCAGUACCUUUGGGGUGUAACCCCAGAGAAAACUCCACUGGAAGGUUGACCACCUUGGGACAGCAGAAUCCUAGAUUUCAGGAAGAAUAAAAUGGGGUGCAAUGGCAGAUUUUAUUUCCAGGAAGCACCUGGAAAGAGGAGAUAUUAGUGAUGGAAGUACAAAUGACAUUAAGGGCUGUUGUUCGAAGAAUUUUGUAAAGAAAAUAAGUGUUACAGUGGAAAUGGUUCUCUUGAGUUACCUCAAAAACUUUUUCUUCUUUAAAUAUUUAUAAGCUAAGGCUGAUGAAAGUAUUCAUUCCAGGUUGUAAUACAAAGGAGAAUUAAAUCUAUUUUACUUUCAAUAGCCACUCAGUGCUUGAAGUGCUAAUUGAUUCAUGUUGACUUUAUUUGCCUUAAUAUUUGUACAUGUCCAGUGUGCAAGUAAGGGCACAGAUAACUAUUUAAUCCCCCAUCAGAACUUCCUCUCAUGGAAGACUACUCUCAGGGUUGUCAGUGCAAUAAAUUUGUUUGCUGCAAUUUCAUUACUUCCCAUGUAACUAAUAUAUAGCAAAGUUGUUGAUUUCUGGUGGGGGAAGAAAAAAAAGCUAUGGGCAGAAAACAAUCUACAGGUUCUUAUGAGUAGUUAGGCAGUGCUUGCAAACCAGUUAGUCUAAGCCAAUCUGAUAAUACUUAAAUAAUAGAAUUUUAGGUGAUAGGACAGUUUGUUUCUUUUGUUCAUACUUCUUUCUGUGCAGACUUCUGGGUUUCUGUUCCAGGAAUGUUUUUUUUCACCAAAGUAGUCAAGAUGA